AUGGCGGGAGGCAACGCCGAGAAGGGACAACGCUACAUCGCUUCAUUGGACCAGGCGCGGGCUCAGGGUAAAUGGCAGGAUGUGCCCGAAUUGAUUCGCAAGGUGACCAAGCAUGCACCGCAACGGACGUGUGUCAUUCAAACCGCGACAGCAGAAUCCCGAGUCGUUGCAUAUCUCCAGAAGAAAACAUCCUCCGAGUCGAGCGAGACGCCUAAUUUGCCCGAACUCAUCCCCGCCCUCCUGACAACCAUUGAGAAUAAUGACGGUUCCCCGCAAGAGAUCUUUCAGGCACAGGUCUGCUUGGGAUGGAUCCAUUGGACCUUGAACGAACCAGGGCUGGCAGCCGCACGUCUGCCCAAGGACCUGGCCGCGACAUUAGAGGCGCUCACAAAUGAGGGCAAGGGUCUGUCUACCUGGACCGAAGUCUGUCUUGUCAAGGGAUGCUUUAUAAAAGGAAUGGCACAGUUUACUGUGACUGGAAUUGACGAGACCUUGGAGACCUUCGCUUCCCUCAUACCAUGGCUAGGUAGCUUGCACCUGGACGCGGGUGCCAACCCCCAGUUUCUGAACUGGACUGAGGCAUUGCUUUCAAAGGGUGCUGUUAUGGCUAGCGAUGAAGCCGUGAGCACGACCCCGUACUCUGAUCCAAGGCACGUGGAGAUUGCUCUCCGGAUGUUUCGGUUGUGGGCUAGUCUCCCCACGCCCAAGGGCAUUUAUGAGGAUCCGGCUGCUGACUUAGUCCCCCGCAAAUCCAUGUAUCAAUCAUAUUAUGCGUUCCUUACAAUUGUGCUCCAAGACGAUCUCAUCUACACGGCGCCCAACGAUGGCCCGGAUCGCCCCCAGCUGGCCAGCGAACUACGCCGUGUCGAGUCCAUCUGCGAAAACCAGCUCCUGCGCGAAGUCAAAUUCCCUACAGCCAGUUCCAACAACUUUCAAGUCGAAGCAUGGGUGGAGCAAGUCAUCUUAAACUGGCAGGUUCUCUGUGGCCCCCACUGGCAAGACUCAGAUCUUGGUGAAGGUGGCCAGAAUGCUGUCGGGCGCAAUGUUUUGGACAUUCUAUAUCGAGCUGCCACCAAGACUUAUCAUUCACAUCUGAUCCUGCGGCGUUUGUUCCACGUUCAUUCCGCGUUGGCCGAUUUUGACUUGGCGAUCCAAGCCCUCGAUUCCUACAUAGAGAUUGUUACUGCAGCCAAGGAGCGAGCCGAAAAAUCAGCCGAGCUGGGAGAGUUGGAAAGGGAUGAAAUUCUUCUGCAAACUCUCUCCGAGGGCGUCACCUUACUGAGCUGUCUGGGCUCUUUCGACGAAGCAGAAAAAGCGAAGAACUUGACCGGGUUGAUUAAAGAAUACAUCAAAAAGCAGGCCACCAGUCAAGCUAACGACAAAGCGAAUGGAAAACUUCUGCUAACCCAGGACCCUCAUUCUCCGAGCUCUCCAGAAAUUGCCAACACGGUUCUGGCUGCUGCUUACCGCGCAGUAGGUGUAGGACUUGCAAACUGGGCAAGCUACACUCCUCAGAACGAGGCCCGAGAUGAGAUCCGCGGGGAGGCAGUGCAGUAUUUAGUCAAAAGCAUUGCGCCUGAGCUGGGUAAUGAGCUGAGCUAUUCUUCGCUAUAUACGCUCUCUCUUGUUCUUGCCGAAAACCGCGAUUUGGAUGCUGCGAUCAAUUAUGUUAAAACUGCUCUUACUUCGCAUGGUUGUUCCGAUUCCUCUGCGGAACUUUCCAAAGAGCGGGACCUUGUGCCAUUGUGGCAUUUGCUCGCUCUGUUACUCAGUGCAAAGAAUGAAUUCGAUAUCGCCGAGCGUUCAUGCGAAGCAGCAUUCGAGCAGUUCCCUUCAGAAUUGAUUCCAAAAAGUCUUCAUGAGCGACGCUCAGAUAGACGAUCAUCGAGACAGUCAUCUCACUCCAAGGAACGCGGCCCCAAGCGUUCCUUAGUCAGUCGAUUACAAGGUCGGGAGAAGGAGAGGAUCCUUCAAACCCGCAUCACUCAGCUCGCAUUUAUUGAGGUUCUCGAAGGCCCUGAAGCUGCUGUGAACCAAAGUGGUCAGCUACUGGGCCUCUUCGGCACGCUGUUCAGUGAUCUCAACCUUGACAGCGAAGGCACCAAGCCCAAGACUGAACAUCUAGUUCCACCAAAGAGUUCUGCAGGUACCACAAAGAGCUUCCGCAGCAGCAUUUUCAGCCGCAGUCGAAUGUCUCAACUUCCAGAUCGUCGAGCGGAGCCUUCUGUUGCACCACCUGUGCCAUCGAUUCCUAACGCUCACACUGGUAGCACCGAUGCACCGGCCAUCCAGGUCACAGACGAAGAUCAGGGUCAUGAACGCGCCUCUACGCUAGGGAGGACAGACUCGAAGAAACUGAAGAAGCGCAGCAGCAGCUUCCACAGGAAUGAGAGACCUCGAAUCCAAGAGCCUCCGCUACCAAAUGGGACAGACUCACCAGACAUGGUUGGCAUUGCGGUAUCUGGCAACUCUUCUCCAAUAUCAGCAGCUCAUUCACCAACCGGAAAACAGCCGUUGCAACCUGUGGCGCAUAACAUCCAUCAUAAGCAACAACCUGCUCCCGCUGGUCAUGAGAACCAACCACCAGUACAAGAUAUCCGACUCCCAUUCUCCCAUCGGUUUGACUCCCCUACCAAAGCCACUACAAGAUUCUCUUACGCCCAGUCGCAAAAACAUGCUCUUGGCCUGCUAGUCAAGAUUUGGCUUAUCAUUGCCGGUCUCUAUCGCCGAGCCUCUUUGUUCGAUGAUGCCCGCGAGGCCUGCCAGGAGGCUAUGAAACAGAGCGGGCGAGUGGAAACACUGACUGCAUCUUUUGAAUCCUCGGCGCGUGCCUUCACCAAGCGCGGUUGGGACAAUGCCAAGAGCUCAGAGGAGCUUUGGGCUGAUGUUUAUGCUGAACAAGCACUGCUCUCUCAGGCUCAGUCAAAUCCUCACCAGGCCAUUAAGCUGUUUGAGGAUGCGCUCCUGCGGUGUCCCGAUCAUCCAACCGCCACCAUCGGUCUUGCCAAUUUGCUCUUAGAUGUCUGGGACCAGAAGCUCCCGCUUGAACCUUCGAAUGCCGAUGUGGAUCUCGACAUCUCACGUGUGUCAUUAUUGUCGGAAAUGCCGAAGCCGAAUUCAGCAAAGGCGGUCUCCAUUGAGGAACUCAAGGCCCCUGAUGUGGAAAUUCCACCCCCUGCUGAAGUCUCACCGUCUCCCCACGAUGUUGACCCUAAGCACCUUCAUCGUCUAGCGGCUCGAGAUCGCGCAUAUGCUCUCCUAUCCGCAUUGACCAAGCAAGGGAGCUCGUGGGAUAAUUCAGAAGCCUGGUACGCAUUAUCGCGAGCCUAUGAGGCUGGCGAGCAGGUUGACAAGUUGAAGGAUGUUCUCUGGUGGUGCAUUGAGCUUGAGGACCGGCGGCCAAUCCGCCACUGGUCCAAUAUUGGCUCCGGGCUGUAUGUUCUCUGA
This is a messenger RNA of Penicillium macrosclerotiorum, 3447 nucleotides long. RefSeq lists its product as uncharacterized. The record is from RefSeq and is a predicted model, not a curated record. The transcript is spliced from 5 exons. Lineage: Eukaryota; Fungi; Ascomycota; Eurotiomycetes; Eurotiales; Aspergillaceae. Gene Ontology annotation, molecular function: protein binding. Bases 1 to 3447 code for a protein of 1148 amino acids.